GUUGACGACGAUGAGCUCCGAGGAUGUGAGCAGUGGUCCUCACGCUGCAAAGGGCAAAGGACGAGCACGCCCCGAAGACUUUGACGAGCGGACACCUCUCCUUGCCUCAGGCUCUGGCGCGCAUCACGACCCCGAGCCCGCGGCACCACGACGGCGACGCCUGUUUGCGAAGCUCCUCUCUGUAUUCUUGUACACUCUCUCAUUCUGUGUACUAUUCUUUGUCAUUGUCCUCCUAAUUGCCUACUCUUAUGGAUCCCGAGCCUCUGGGAUAUCUUCAGACGAGCUCAUACAGCGAGCGCUUGUCACGCGCGGACCCGACCGGCUGGACGUCCUGAACGUCACUGGAGACGGCGGCAUCUGGGUGAAGGUGCGAGGAAGGGUGGGUCUGGACGCGGGGGGUGUGAUAGGAGUUGCGGCUGAGGAGAACGAAUCCUACGCCAAGUACUGGUGGAAGUCGAUAGGCCGGUGGGGCAUUGAACAGCUGGACACUAUUACCGUCAACCUCUCAACCGUAGACAUCUUCUCAAAACAUGAUUAUCUCGCUGAGGUUGUUAUCCCACCCCUGGAUCUUCCUCUCACGGCAGACCCUCCUGACAACGACGGCUGGCUCACUGAAGUCACGAUACCAGUUUAUAUUCAGCCGACGAAGAACAUCACCGCCCUCCUUCGCUUUGCGCACGAGAGCUGGCGAGACGGAACCAUGCGCGUUGAGGCUCACGUUGGCCGUGCUGCUGUUCGCGGUGGUCACCUCAAUGAAAGCGGCUGGAGAAGUGCGCUCAGUGCCGUCCGCACUGACGUCGUCAGUCAUGUCAGUAUGAGAGUGCCACAUUUACCUGGACUCCCGCGUCCAGGGACUCACCAACCGCUGCCCCCUGCCUCUCAGUUAGUGACCCUGACGUCUUUCAAACUAGAGUCUAACGACUCACAACUCGCUGUCUACGCCAAUGCUACAGCUAUUAACCCUACCCCGGAGAACUUCCACUACGCCGCCGGGCCCAUUCCCUUCACUAUUGCGCUUCCAGCCAAGAACAGUUCCCAGCAGUUGAUACCCGUCGCCGCAGUACACACCGCUCCUUUCACCUUGACACAUCCGAACAUCUCCGUGUCGUUGGCAGGGCACAUCCUGCCCCUCACAAUGAACGCAUCUGCGGCGGUGUCAAGAGUGCUUGCGAAUUACGUGUCCGCAAGAGACUCAGAGGUUUCGGUCUCCUGCCCGCUACUCCCGGGUUUCAAUGUGACAGCAACGUUUCCUGCACUGCGUCCCAAGCCUCGGAUACUGCGAGAUGUCACCAUCAAGAAUAUGAAAAUCAAGUCAGGUUUGAAUGGCGGAAUGCUCGCCAGUGGGACCGUCUUCGCUCGGAUCGUCUUGCCGCUUGGUUUCCACGUCGGGCUAAACGUCUCGCGCGUGCUACCUGAUGUCCUUGUCUUUGAUGGCGCAGUGCCCAUCCAGGACAAAUCCUCCCCCGCGUACAUCGGAGACGCACCCCCUGCGCCACCGCUCCCAGACCCCUUGCCUGACCGAGCGUUCGGGCACAUUAGGCCUGACGAUUGGGUUCCUUCCAUGAGCUUCCCAAUCGAGUCCGGCGAGCAUGAAGGCACGGCAGUGGAGGUGUACGCCGACAUGGUCGACGUUCCCUUGGAGAUACUACCUGGCCGUGACAGGCAGUUCCGCAAUUUUGUGGGCAAGGUGAUCUUUAGCGCGAACGGGGCGGUUGCUGGCGUGCAGGGUGUUGCUGCGGUGGCGGUAGACGUCCAGGGGCUGCCGCUAGAGCACGGAGAGAUGGAGCUCGAAGGGCUCCCUUUCAGGGGCAGGGUGCGCAUAGGCAAAGACACCCUGCUGCUGUGACGCGCGCCAUCUUGGAGCUGGCGGACGUUGCGAGGCUUCGUCUGUGAUCAGUCAGUUUUCUUGGACCCUUGUCGCGGUGGUCGCCGGAUGGACAGACGUCUUGCUUGUACUUCCAUCACAGACCGUUGUGGUGAUGUCUGGUAACAGAGUAUCGGUGCAAUAGAUACAUCUGGAAGGUACAGAGAAAGUCUAGAUAUAACAAUACACAACGGCGGCACGCUGACGGGUAUGACCUGAAUGGCGGUUUCGGAUAUUAUCCAUAGUCCGAUGACGUAGGCAAUCGCUCCGGUGCGCCAUCUAGCAAGGCACA
Messenger RNA from Phanerochaete carnosa HHB-10118-sp, 2156 nucleotides. RefSeq lists its product as uncharacterized. Bases 11 to 1846 code for a protein of 611 amino acids. NCBI's taxonomy places the organism in Eukaryota, Fungi, Basidiomycota, Agaricomycetes, Polyporales, Phanerochaetaceae. The transcript is spliced from 4 exons. The record is from RefSeq and is a predicted model, not a curated record.